AUGGACUUUGCUGUGCUCUUUGAGGCAGUCUUUGAAUCCGCUCCACAAUUUAUAAUUCAGUUGUACGCCAUCAGUGUUCAGGAGGAGCCAGCUGCAAUUAUCCAAAUCAUUUCUCUACCUAUCUCUUUCCUCACGCUGGCAUGGGCCUUCACAGCCACUGAUGAGAGGUCUCUUGACGAGCGCAAAAUAACACCAAGUAGCGGUGGCCUGAAUGUUAAACACAAACUGGCAUUGUAUGUAACUCACCUACUUCUCCUGAGUAGUCGACUGUUUGCCAUCUGUUAUUUCACCGUCAGCUACAAGUGGUGGGUUAUUGCUGUGUUAAUGUUUCAUUCUUGUGUGGUGGUAAUAGCGACUGUUAUUCAGAAGAGAGGCGCAGUUAACUGUGAUGUCUUCUACGUUUUCUUAACUGUAUUGUUUAUGGGCAUUCACUGUCUAAGAGAUGACUUUGUAGAAUUAUCGAUGGAUUUAGAAAUAACUGGUCUGACCAUGAGUGUGUUUUUAUCACAUAUUUUGUUUGCAUUAGAAAACUUCUUUAUGAUCCUCAUGUUUUAUUUCACUUAUCACCCCAACGCUUGGUACUCUUUACCUGUCACUGUUUGUGUUUGUGGGUUCACUGUUCUUGGCUCCACGAUGAGAAUUUGCCUACUUCGUCGGCUAAGGAAGAAAACUGCCAGAGUUUCACCAGCCGAGUAGCAGUGUUGUGAAUACUUGUUGAAUAUUAUGUUAGUUCAGUAUAAUCUGGUCAUUCCCUAAUAUUUUGUCUGUUGCUACUAUUUGAAUUUGAUGUCCGAUAGUAGGUUUAGGCUAUCGAGGUGAGUUUCGAAGUUGUGGCUAUCUUGUUUAACUUCCAUCACUGGACGUGCGUAGUUGGAGAACUGGCCUUGGCCAUGACCCGCACGAAAGUUGAGUCUUGUUUUGGCUUAUGCAGUCAAAGAAUAGGGCCCAAAUUAGACUUUUCCAAUGCUGUAUCCCGCUGCUAUUUUCCAUUUCAUUUCGCCAUCCCGCUGCAAUGAGGAGUUUCAUUCCGAAUUCGCCUGGUUAAACCAAAUUUGCUUUAGUAAACCGCCUUAUUCAACUACUGAUGGAUAAAUCAAAGCCCUUGCAAUAUUGACAAUGUCUUUAGUCUGUUAUUCGGAAUAGAAGAGAAGUUCACUGCGGUGAUUGCUACGUUUUCUUAACUAUAUUGUUUCUGGACAUUCACUGUCUAAGAGAUGACUCUGUAGAAUUAUCGAUGGGUUUAACCAUGAGCGCGUAAUUCUCACAUAUUUUGUUUGUAUUAGAAAACUUAUUUUUGAUCCUAUUGUUAUGAAUGAAUGAAUGAAUGAAGGACUUUAUUAAAGUUUCAAUAGUGUUUAGCUUGAAGAAAACUAAUUGGUAACACUGUUUAUACAUGACAAUAUAUCUAAGCUACAUAAAGUUAAAAUUAUUUACACUUUAAUUCAUAGUUUAUAGAAUAGAUAGAUAAAUUAAUAAGUGAAUGAAACAUAAGAACUUAGCAAAAUAAGCUUAGAUGAUAUCAAAUAUAUAUAUAAUGUAAAGUUCAAAGCGGCCUAGCAGCAUAUAUUACAGUUUUUGCAGUUAUUUAUUAAGGGUGAUAGGUCUUUGCUCGAACUGAUGUUAGGUUUAAGCUGUCGAGACCAAACUGCAGAGACGAAGUUGACUGUGAUGUCUUCUACGUUUUCUUAACUAUAUUUUGGGUUUAUGGGCAUUCACUGUCCAAGAGAUGACUUUUUAGAAUUAUCGAUAGUUGUAAAAGUAAUCGGUCCAACCAUGAGUGCGUUUUUCUCACAUAUUUUGUUUGCAUAAGAAACUUCUUUAUAAUCCUAAUGUUUUAUUUCAUUUAUCACCCCAACACUUGGUACUCUUUACCUGUCACUGUGUGUUUGUGUGUUCAGUGUUCUUGGCUCCACAAAGAGAAUUUGCUUACUUCGUUUGCUAAGCAAGAAGACUGCCGACGGUUCACCAGCCGCGAGUAGCAGUGAUGUGAAUACAUGCUAAAUGUUAAUUCAGUAUAAUCUAGUCAUUCGUUUUCAUUUAGUCUGUGCUAGUAUUUGAAUUUGAAGUCCGAAGUUACGUUUAGGUUAUCGAGAUGAGUUUCGAAGUUUUGACUCUCUUGUUUAACUUCCAUCACUGGACGUGGGUAGUUGGACUACUGUCCUUGGCCAUGAACCUCACGAAAGUUUCAAUCUUGUUUUGGCUUACGCAGCUAAAGAUGAGCGUCCAAUCCUGUAUCCCGCCGCUAUUUUUCAUUCCUUCCGCCAUCCCGCCGCAAUGAAAAUUUUCAUCCCGAUCUCGCCUAGUUAAACCCAAGUUGCUUUAGUUCACCGCCUUAUUGAACCAGUGAUGGAUAAAUUAGAGCCUUUGCAAUAUGAAUAAUUUCCUGUUAUUACGGAGAAAGACAAAGAGUUAGUUGCUUAAGGCAUAUUUAGCCGGCUUAAAAGACGGUUGUUCCUCGGUGUGUUUAUAGUCUCUAUAAGAGGGACGUAAAAUCUCCACCUACAGGAGGACCAACAGAAAAGCUAUUCUGUUACAUAGAUGAUAUUUUUUUCAGCCAAUCGCACGCCUCAGAGACGCAACAGAAUUCAUCAAUGUUAUAGAAAAAAAAGCUCAUGUUUUGGCUUACACUCUCAAAGAUUGAUUCUGUUGAUGGGAAGCAUUCAGUGCGUUGUUUUUCAUUUUGUGAGAUUCUAAUAUAAAAGAGUUUGGAUUACUGAGAUUUCUGACAACAAAUGUUUAAUCGAUCUUCCAAGGUCAGUUGGCCAGCAUGCCCGCUCAUUUCCACCAAUAACAAAUAUAUAAGCAUGUACUUUAGAGUUUACUCAGCCAAAGUAAUUGAGUCCGUAUUGAGUAAGAAGUAGAAGAGUAAGAAUAAAAGUGAGUAUCAAAGACAGAUUAAUCAGAGUUAGAGCCAGACGACCAGGAUGGCCAGAGUUGUACAGAGUGAGGCAAAAUUGAAGAUUGAUAAGAUUCGGAGCUAGGAGUUUCUACUCGUUUUCAUUUAUUAGUACAAAUUGCUAGAUGUGAUAGAUACUUUUAAAUUUGAAAUUAAAAAUGUAGAGGGAAUUAAAUAAACGCAACAAGCUGCGAAAAAUGGAUGGAUAUUAUAGAGUAGAUUGCAGAUACUUUUUAAAAUACUCGGUUUUAGCUUGGAGUAAGUGGUUUAGAGGUUUUGAUACUUUCAACGAGCUUAGAAUUAUGAAUUGAGAACUGUGACUUAUGUUGAUAUAGAAUUUGACUUUCAUGCUAAAUAAUAUGUUGAUUUGCAUUUAGCGCAGCACUUUAAGGUGUCUAGUUUCUCGCAGUAUUUAAUUACAAAUAAAGCUAUGUACAAGUUAAUAGUUUGUAAAACAAGAAUUAGAAUAAAAGUUAUUCACAUUUAACAAGAAAACAAAUCCACUCUUUGAGUACUGAGAAUGUCUCAAGAUCAUAUCGUUUCAAAAUCUGUAAAUGGGAAUAACUGAAGGUUACUGAUCCGAAUUGUUAAACAUACAAUGUAAGACUGUAUGUGGCUACUGAUGUAGCUCAAUUUUUAUAGCAUCGAAGAGGACUAGAAUUUGUCCAAUGACGCCAGAUGGUAGUGUUGAAGAAUAUUUAUUCCACAUUCAAAGCAGAAAAGCUGCCGCAUCCCACAUAUACACAUAUUUAUGAGUGGCCUGUUGCACAAGAGAAAUAUGAUCCAAGAAUAUAGUGACCACUUGACAUGCAACCAAUGAUUAAAUGAUAACAAAUAAUCAUAUUAACAAUAACAAUAAUAAUGAUAACCAUGGUAAUAUUAAUAAUAACGUAAAGGGGCUCGUUAAAGAACGUCAAUGUUACUCUAUUCUCAAAGCCCCAAAAAUGAUUAAACUAAGAUUCUUUAAUUUUGCCUGUUCAUUAUAAAUUAUUUUCUGAUUUUAUAACAAUUCCAUUUUUGUAACACUUUUGUUUCAUACAACAAGACAUUCCGUGUUUAAGGAUAUUCUACCAUUUCGCCAUCUCUCCAUUCCACCGUUCCAUCAUUUUGUCAAAUAGGAAAAAGAUGAAAAUUCUAAGAAGGAAGCUUUUUGCCACCAGGUCUAGUAAUUGAACUGGGUGAUAACUAACUGCGUGCUGGAAACCAAUGCCUGGAAGACCAAUCUUCACCUAGUUGUCGGCAGUAAAUUUCCAAAUCGGAAAUGGUCUAUCCAUCUCGGUUGUCACAGGGUAAUUGCCUUUUCUUAGAGUACAUGCCACAUACUUUUUUUUUCACAAUUUGGUAUGCGGCGAAGCAGAAGGUCAUGAUCACUUUAAACGAAAACGUGAAGCAUUGCGUGAGUGCUUAAAUUAAAAUUGAUUAUUUUAUAUUCUUACUGACAGACUUUGACGGUAAGAGCAGUUUACAAGAUUGAAUUUGACAUUCGUUUCAACUAAUUUUGCAAUGUGUUUUUAUUGGAAAAACAGUUGAAUGUUCCUCUCAGCUUAAUUAAACAUUCAGCAGGCAAUUGUUUAGAAGCUAAUUCCGAUUACUUACCGUAAAAAAACUAUGACAUUUCCCUGAAUAUAGUAAUGAGGAAUUUUUGAGACUCAAAAGUUUUGAUUUUAUCAUGGACAUCCUGGCUCUCCCAGAUUGCGUCCGAGAAACAAUCUGAGAACUUAUCAGCUUUUAGGAUCUCGUGUACUACACUAAAAUUGAUACAGACGACAACCCUAUUCCAUGAUAUCUGGUGUGAAAUCAGGCAAUCAGUCUCAGCCUUCACGCGACUAGAAGCUUUUCUUUUCUGUCUCAAGAAAUGGUGGUACAAAGAUGAAAUCGACUGGGACCGCUCUGGCGAAGCUGAAGAUGUGCUCACUCACCUUGACUUCGCUGUGAUCUUUGAGGCAGUCCUUGAAUCCGCUCCACAAUUUAUAAUUCAGUUAUACGCCAUCAGUGUUCAGCAGGAACCAGCUGCAAUUACUCAAAUCAUUACUCUACCUAUUUCUUUCCUCACUCAGGCCUGGGACUUCACAGUCAUUGAUAGGAGCUCUCUUGACGAGCUCGAAAUAUUAUCAAGUAGCAGUGACCUGAAUGUUAAACACCAGCUUGCAUUGUAUGUAAUUCACUUACUUUUCUUGAGCAGUCGACUGUUCAUCACCAUCCGUUAUUUCACCGUCAGCUACAAGUGGUGGGUUAUUGAUGUGUUAAUGUUUCAUUCUUGUGCGGUAGCAAUAGCGACUGUUAUUCAAAAUAGAGAAGAAGUUGACAGCGAUGCUUCCCACGUUUUCUUAAUAUUCAUGUUUAUGGACAUUCACUGUCUAUGAGAAGACUUUUUAGAAUUAUCGAUAAAUGUAAACGCAAUUAGUCUAACAUAAGUGUGUAUUUCUCACAUAUUUUGUUUGUAUUAGAAAACUCCUCUAUGAUUCUCAUACUUAAUAUCACUUAUCAUCCCAACGCUUGGUACUCUUCACCUGUCACUGUCACAUUUGAACUUAAAUGUUGUCGAAUAGUUACAAUUUAUCGAGUGAUAUUGACAUUAAACAUGUUAGUGAGGUAAAUUGCUCAAAUGUAAGGAAUAUGGUGCUUUACCUCAACGUAUGCGGCGAAGAAGAGGUCAUGAUCACCUUGAACAACCCUGGUGACAACGUGGGGCAUUGCGUGAGUACCGCACUAAAAUGUUUUAUGUUCUGACUGACAGAAUUUGUACGGUAAGGUCAGUUUACUGGAUUGAAUUUGUCAUUCGUUUGAACUUAUUUUCCAUAUGUGUCAGUUUUACUUGGAAAAACAGUUGAAUAUCCCGCACAGCUUAAUUGAGCAUGUACCAGGCGAUUGUUUGAAAGCUAAUUGCAAUUACUUACCGUAAAAUUACUAUGAUAUUCACCUGAAUAUACUUAUGACGACUCUUUAGACUCGGAAGUUUUUAUUUUAUCAGGGACAUUCUAGCCCUCCCAGAUUGUGUUAGAAAAAUAAUCUGAGAACCAUUCAGUUUUCAAUAUCUCGUGUAUUAAACUGAAAUUGAUACAGACGGCAAACCUCAUUCCUUGACUUUUAAUGCGAAAUCAUACUAAACCAAAGGAAUCUUUGCAUUUUUUUAGUCGAAAGCUGAGCGCAAGAGCCUCUGACCAACAGAGCAGCAAUCUAUUUCAGUAACUGAGCCUGUGUCGAUAAGAGCCGUUCUGCUGGGCGAACAAACGAGUACUACGUCGAUAUGGAAGUGAAAGAUCUUAAGUGGUACAGUCCUUUCGUGUACUUUGUUGGAGCUAUUUUAAGUUUUGCUGAUCUCAUCACCGACAUACUCACACUGGUAGAAUUCUACCGCGGGGGUCACAAAACAUGGUUUGGUGUGGGGCUAACUUUUGUUUUAUUGCCAUGUUUGGCGUUUCCAGUAUUGUUCGUCCGGCUGCGUGCCCAAUUGACUGCUUCACCUUCUAAUUGGGCAAAAACUGCUCUGUGUGCAUUGCAUCCAUUUUCAGCAGCCUUCGCGAGGGUAGAGGCUUUUAUUUUCUGUCUCAAGAAAUGGCGGUAUAAAGAUGAAAUCGACUCGAAACUCUUUGACAAAGCUGAGGGUUUACUCACUCACAUUGACUUAGCCUUGCUCUUUGAGGCAGUCCUUGAGUCCGCUCCACAAUUUAUAAUUCAGUUGUACGCCAUCAGUGUUCAGGAAGAAUCAGCUGCAAUCAUUCAAAUUAUUUCUCUACCUAUCUCUUUCCUCGCUUUGGCAUGGGCCUUCACAGCCACUGAUAAGACGUCUCUUGCCGUGAACAAUAUAAUACCAAGUAGCGGUGACCUGAAUGUUAAACACCAACUAGCAUUGUUUGUAACUCACUUACUUCUCCUGAGCAGUCGACUGUUCGCCAUCUGUUAUUUCACCGUCAGCUACAAGUGGUGGGUGACUGCCAUGUUAAUGUUUCAUUCUUGUGCCGUGGUAACAGAGACUUUCAUUCAGAAUAGAGACAAAGUUGGCCGUAAUACCCCUUAUGUUCUCUUAAUUAUGUUUUUUGUGGGCAUUCACUUUCUAAGAGAUGACUUUGUAGAAUUUUCGAUAGGUGUAAAUGUAACUGGUUUGACUAUGAGUGUGUUUUUGUCACAUAUUUUGUUUGUAUUAGAAAACUUCUUUAUGAUUCUAAUGUUUUAUUUAACUUACCACCCGAACACUUGGUACUCUCUACCUGUCACUGUGUAUGUUUGUGCGUUCAGUGUUCUUGGCUCCACAAUAAGAAUUUGCUUACUUCAUUGGCUACGCAACAAACCUAAUGGCGGUUUAUCAGCCGCGAACAGCUCUUGUCAGAGUACGAGUGAGGUAGAGCACUUUUUUACGAUAAGGUAUGAACGAGAGGACGCUGGGUGUGUUCACGACUGUGAAGAGCCCUGGUGUGACAACGUGUGAGGCAAAGUAUUAUAAACGUUCAAUUUAAUCUAGUCAUUCGUUUAUGUUAGUCUGUAGCUACUAUUUGAAUUCGAAGUCCGUAGUUAGGUUUAAGCUAUUGAGACGAGUUUCGAAGUUGUGACUAUCUUGUUUAAGUCCAUUACUGGACGUGCGAAGUUGGACUAUGACCCUCACGAAAGUUUAGCCUCGUUCAGGCUUACGCAGUCUAAGAGGAGGGUCCAACACGGUCAAAGACUGAUUCUGUUGAUCAGAAGCAUUCAGUGCGUUGUUUUUCAGUUUGUGAGACUCCUAUAAAAGUGUUUAGGUUAUUGUUCUGACAACGAAUGUUUAAUCUUAGCUAUUCUUUCAAGGUCAGUUGGCCAGCAUGCCCGCUCGGUAUAGAAUAAAUAAGUAUAUACUUUAGAGUCAACUUAGCCAAACUCAUUGAGUUAAUUAGUAGUCGGUGGUCGGUGAGAAGUAGAAGAGUAAGAAUCAAAGUGUGAGAAGUGUGAAUAUCAAAGAGAGAUUAAUCAGAAUAAGAGCCAGACAACCAGGACGGCCAGAGUCGCUCAGAGGGAAGCAAAUUUAAAGGAAAGAAGACGUUUUAGUCAAAGAGCCGAGAGAUAAAAGAGAGUCGAGAGUCCUUGGUGCUUUUUGUAAAAGCGUGUUGCGGUCUGCAGCUAUUUUUCUCAUCAUUGUAACCCGACAUACUUGCAUGGCGGAGGACUUGCUACAAAUUGCUAGAUGUAAUAGAUACUUUUAAAUUUGGAACUCAGAAUGUAGAGGGAAUUAAUAAAACACGACAAGCUGUAAAUAAUGGAGGAUAUUAUAGAGUAGAUUGAAGAUACUUAUUAAAAUACUCGAUUUUAGUUAGGGGUUAGUGGUUUAGAGGUUUGAUACUUUCAACGAGUUUAGGAUUAUGAAUCUAGGACUUUGACCUAUGUUGCUCUAGAAUCAGACACUCAUCCUAAAAAAGUUGUUGAUUUGCAUUUAGCGCAGCACUUUAAGAUGUCUAGUUACUCGCAGUAUUUAAUUCUCAUAUAAAGCUGUGUACAAAUAGACAGUUUGUAAAACAAGAAUUAGAAUAAAAGUUAUCUACAUUUAACAUGAAAACAAAUCCAUUCUUUGAGUACUGAGAAUGUCUCAAGAUCAUGGCGUUUCAAAAUCUGUAAAUGGGAAAACUGAAGGUUACUGAUCCGAAUCGUUAAACAUACAGUCUAAGAUUACAUGUGGCUACUGAUAUAGCUCAAUUUUUAUAACAUCGAAAAGAACUAGAAGUUUUCUGAUGUCGCUAGAUGGUAGUGUUGAAGAAUAUUUACGUCACAUUCAAAGCAGAAAACCUUCCGCAUCCCCACAUAUACGCAUAGUGAUGAGUGGCCUGUUACACAAGAGAAAGAUGAUCCAAGAAUAUAGUGACUAAUUGACAUGCAACUAAUGAUUCAAUGAUAACAAACAAUCAUAUUAGCAAUAACAAUAAAAAUGAUAACCAUAGUAAUAGUAAUAAUAAUUUAGAGGGGCUAUUUUAAGAACCUCACUAUUCCUCCAUUUUCAAAGCCCCAAUAAUGAUUAAGCUACGAUUCUUUAAUUUUGCCUGUCAACUAUAAAUUAUUUUCUGAUUUCAUAACAAUUCCAUUUUUGUAAAACUUUUGUUUCUCACAACAAGACAUUUCGUGUGUUAAGGAUAUUCUGCAAUUUCGCUAUCUCGCCAUUCCACCGUUCUAUCAUCUUAUUCACUAGAAAAAAAAGAGGAGAAGUCUUGUAACGAAGCUUUUUGCCGCCGCGUUUAGCAUUUGAGUUGUGCGAUAAAUUAUUCGUACGGGAAACUGAUGGCUGGAAGAUCAAUUUCACCUGGCUGUCGGUAGUUAAUUCCCAAAUCGGACAUGGUCUAUCUAUCUUGGUUGUCACAGGGUAAUUACCUUUUCUUAGAGUGCAUACUAUAUGCGUUUUUUUUUUCUCAAUCUCUUUUACAAGAAGACGCGAAGUACUGGAAAGCAACAGACUCAAAAAGGUUGGACGAUACACGGCUGUGCCUCGUAUAAGGAAUAGGGAAGUUUACAUCCAUCCUCAGUCCCUAAAUUCGACAUUCAGUGUGCUCAAUUUUUCUGUAGCAGCCUGAUCGAGGGAAGAGAAUAACAAGCAAGAAUUUUGGUUAAGUUUAUUAAAAAUAAAAAAAUAGGGAAAAUUUGUUAUUUACAUUGAUAUUUAACAGGUAACUAAACAAUUAUGGUUGUUUUAUAUUUAAAUUUUUCACUAUAAAGAAUUGCGAUAAAACAUUUCUUAAAAUCAUUUCAAGAUUAAAAAAAUUGCUAAAAAGCGACGACGUUUCGACGUUGGCUGAACGUCAUUAUCAAGUCACUUUCUUAAAACCGUGAAUUGGCUUUCUCUCAAAAGGUUGUUGUUACCAUGAGCUUCUAAGAAAUGUCUACCGAAAGUGCCAGAGCAAAUUUGAUUGCUUAGUAUUUGAAAUGCUCUUCAUCAAGAAACUUAAGCCCAAUUUAAAUAUUCAGACGGACUCCAUACGUGCGAAACUCUUUGUUUGAUAUUUUCUCACGUUACAAUUUUUUAUCAGCUAUUGUUGUUUUUUUAGUAUUUAUAGACCAAAAAUCACUACUUAUUUUGACUUGAUAAUGACGUUCAGCCAACGUCGAAACGUCGUCGCUUUUUAGCAAUUUUUGGUAAAAUUUCCGCACAGCCCCAUACUACAUUAUGCAUUCAGUUCUUGGAUAGAGAAAACAACGACAAAAACAAUACAUUGCCAUUGGGAAAACAGAUUUGUUUUACAAUAGGAUGGGACUAUGCGGAAAUUUUACCCAAUUUUUUUAAUCUUGAAAUGAUUUUAAGAAAUGUUUUAUCGCAAUUCUUUAUAGUGAAAUGCUUUUCAAAAUCACUUCUUGUUCUUAUAUUUAAAUGUUGUCCAAUAGUCAUAAUUUAUUGGGUGGUGUUAAUAUUUAACGUGUCAGUGAGGUAAAUUGCUCAAAUUUAAGGAAUAUGGUGCUUUACCUCAAAUUAUGCGGCGAAGAACAGAGUCAUUAUCACCAUGGACGACCCUGAUGACAACGUGAGGCGUUGCGUGAGUACCGCACUAAAAAAUGUUUUAUGUUCUGACUGACAGAAUUUGGACGGUAAGGUCAGUUCACCGGAUUGAUUUUGUCAAUCGUUCAAACUCAUUUUUCCAUAUGUGUCACUUUUACGUGAAAAAACAGUUGAAUAUUUCGCACAUCCUAAAUGAGCAUUUAGCAGGCGAUCGUUUAGAAGCUAACUGCAAUUACUUACCGUAAAAUAACUAUGAUGUUCACCUGAAUAUACUUAUGAGGACUAUUUGAGACUCGGAAGUUUUGAUUUUAAAAUGAGCAUUCCAGCUCUCCCAGACUGUGUAGGAAAAACAAUCUGAGAACCAAUCAGUUUCCAGGAUCUCGUAUGUUACACUAAAAUUGAUACAGACGGCAAACUACUUUCCAUGAUCUCAAGAGUGAAAACAGACUAAACUAAAGGAAACUUUGCAGUUUUUCAGUCGAAAGCCUGGCGCAAAAGCCUCUGAUUAUCACUGCAGCAAUCUAUUUUAGUACUGUAACUGAACCUAUGUCAAUACAGGUCGAUCUGCAAGGCGAACAAACGAAAAGUCCGUCGAUAUGGAAGUGAGAGAUCUUACGUGGUACAGUCCUUUCGUGUUCUCAGCUGGAGCUAUUUUAAGUUUUGUUGAUCCCAUCACCGACAUACUUACAUUGGUAGAAUUCUACCGCGCGGAUCACAAAAUAUGGUUUGGUGUGGGGCUUACUUUUGUUUUAUUGCCAUGUUUGGCGUUUCCAGCGUUGUUUAUUCUGUUUCGUGCCCAAUUAACUGCUUCACCCUCUGGUUGGGCAAAAACUGCUCUUUGUGCAUUUCAUCCAUUUUCAGCAGCCUUCGCGAGAGUAGAAGCUUUUCUUUUCUGUCUCAAGAAAUGGUGGUCUGGAGGUGAAAUCAACCCGGUCCGCUCCGUAAAAGCUGACAAUGUACUCUAUUACAUUGACUUUGUUGUGCUCUUUGAGGCAGUCCUUGAGUCCGCUCCACAUUUUAUAAUUCAGUUGUACGCCAUCAGUGUUCAGGAGGAACCAGCUGCAAUUAUCCAAAUCAUUUCUCUACCGAUCUCUCUUGCCAUGCGCAAAAUAAUAUCCAGGAGCGGUGACCUGAAUGUUAAACACCAACUGGCAUUGUAUGUAACUCACCUACUUCUCCUGAGCAGUCGACUGUUCGCCAUCUGUUAUUUCACCGUCAGCUACAAGUGGUGGGUUAUUGCUGUGUUAAUGUUUCAUUCUUUCUUUCAUUCUUUCAUUAAUGGCGAAGUUUAUUCAGAAUAG
Molecule: messenger RNA, 11635 nt
Organism: Pocillopora meandrina
Lineage: Eukaryota; Metazoa; Cnidaria; Anthozoa; Scleractinia; Pocilloporidae
Source: the annotation of a GenBank genome assembly